Hyaena hyaena (striped hyena) is the source of this 1030-nucleotide messenger RNA. Its product is annotated as centromere protein J-like. Gene Ontology annotation, molecular function: tubulin binding. The coding region runs from base 157 to 951 and encodes 264 amino acids. The transcript has 8 exons. Gene Ontology annotation, cellular component: centrosome; centriole; nucleus. Lineage: Eukaryota; Metazoa; Chordata; Mammalia; Carnivora; Hyaenidae. Gene Ontology annotation, biological process: centriole elongation; cilium assembly. The record is from RefSeq and is a predicted model, not a curated record.
GCCCGUGUUUACCCUGCAUUUUCCAUUCUCUGCCCCGGGGGCUCCAAUUCAGCCACGGCCUCAGCUCUCAGAAUAACCGUCUGAGGCCAUUCUGCCAUCAUUUUGGAGAAGAGGAAACUGAGGCCCAGAGAGGUGUCACAAUGUGCUUUUGGGAAAAUGUUACCUCUGUCAGCUGAUGAAGAAAUAAUGCUGACGCCCGCAGGCCGCAGAAGUCACAGCUCCACUGCCACAGGACAAGGACAGUCCUCUACACACGGCCCUUCUUCCCAGCCAGUAGGUAUGAAGACAGAAAGAACCAAGUCAAGGAAAGCAAUGUCAUGUGAAAAUGGAGAUAAAACUCCUUCCAGAAGUCUCCAAGACAGAAGGGCCAUGCCUCCCACGUCGGGGGCGCCCACUGCGGAGACCCCAACCUCGUCCGUGGAUGGAAAGGUGGCCCAGGAGCUUGGCAAAGGCCGUGAAGCCAUCGCUGGCAAGGACAAGAGCCCCAGCAGGAAGGCCACCAUCCCGCGGUUCUUAAAUGGAGACAUGAAGAAGAGCCUACCUGAUGGCAGAGGGGUGUACCGUCAUGCAGGCUCUCAGAUAACACGCGCAACCUAUCCCGACGGUCUGGAAGUCGUACAGUUUCCCAGCAAGCAGACGGAAAAAUACCACCGUGAUGGCUCAAAGGAAGUCGUGUUUCCGGAUGGGACUGUGAAACAUCUGCGUGAUGGACGGGAAGAGACUGUGUUUCCUGAUGGCACAGCCAUCAGUGUGGAAAGGAACGGCGACAGAACCAUUGUGCUCAGCAACGGGCAGAGGGAGAUUCAAACGUCCUGCUUCAAGAGGAGGGAGUACCCCGAUGGUACCGCCAAGACUGUGUAUUGCACGGGCUACCGGGAGACCCAGUACGCGUCCGGGAAGGCUGCCCUGAAAACAAGCAAGAUAUUGUCAGUCAGCUGGUUUUUAUAUUAAUGUGGAGAGCUCCCCCGGUCACAGGGAAGGAAUACCUUCUUAAAAAAUCUUCUCACAAGAUGUGGGUUUAUGUACAUGG